Molecule: messenger RNA, 603 nt
Organism: Neoarius graeffei (lesser salmon catfish)
Lineage: Eukaryota; Metazoa; Chordata; Actinopteri; Siluriformes; Ariidae
Product: transmembrane protein 196
Exons: 4
Coding region: 1-603 (200 amino acids)
Source: RefSeq, a predicted model, not a curated record
AUGUGCAGCAGCCGGAAGAUCGUGUGCAGUCUGCUGGUGCUGUCCGUGCUGCAGGUGGGGCUCGGUGCGGCCAGCAUCGCGCUCGGAGCCGUGGCCAUCAGCAGAGCGCGAAACGAGCACAAGACGCAGCAGGGUCACGCGUCCCCGGUGUGGAGCGGGGUGUGUUUCCUCGUCUGUGGGCUCUGUGGGAUGCUGUGUGCGAGGAAAAGGACUGGUCUGGUUAUGAUCCUGUUCUCAGCAUGCUGCAUUUGCGGCCUGAUCGGAGGAAUCCUGAACUUCCAGUUUGUGCGAGCGCUGGUGAAGCAUCCCGACGCUAUGUGUUCAUCGCACAUGGCCGCCAUGUCUCUGGCCUGCCUGGGGAUCAGCAGCUGCACCCUGUCCACGUGGCUGACGUGCCGGCUGGCCAGCAGCGAGCAGCAGCGCAUGUUCCUGGAGCGCGAGCACUCGUUGCAUCACUCGCACGAGAUGGCCGAGAAGGUAGAGGAAGAACGGAGGAGAGGAGAGCACAGUCCGGGUGUUUCUCACUGUCUCAAUGAAGUAAUGGAUAACUCCAGCAAUGGCAUCACACAAAUCACGUACAACAGUCGGAGCGCGUCACCUUGA